Cherax quadricarinatus is the source of this 12339-nucleotide messenger RNA. The record is from RefSeq and is a predicted model, not a curated record. NCBI's taxonomy places the organism in Eukaryota, Metazoa, Arthropoda, Malacostraca, Decapoda, Parastacidae.
AACGCAUGUUUACAUGUUCAACAGUACCCGUCUCUGGCUUCUGAGAGCACGUUGUUGUGGCCAGUGCCAAGGUUGAUGUAACUAUCACCCAGAGUACUUUCUUUAUACAAGAGAUGGCGCUGGCGAUCUCGGGUGGUCUGAGUGACUUCAGAAGGUACAACUCCGGGAGGGGGGAGGGAGGCGGAUGGUAAGAAUUGAAGUGUGAGGUGGCGCGUGUGUUCCGUCAGGCCGAUGGAGAUUUUUACCGAGGACAUUCCUGAUUGAAGGAGGUAGUAGGAGGGAGAGAAGAAUGGAGGGAAAGAGACCUUGGCCUGUUGCCCGCUGUCUAUUGUGGUUGUGAGAGCGAGGCUGGGCCAGUUAUCCUGAGAGGUCUGGGGAGACGAGGAGUGCGUCGCGGGUGUAACGCUCAACAUCGUCCUCACGAUGAAGGAAUGGGUGAGGUUGUUCAGUGACGUGGUGGUACGCGCCUUCUAUGGCAACAGAAACACCGCUACCGUUGCCUGUCCACAGGAGGAUGACACCAAGGUCGUAGCUCCUGUGGCGGGGACGUCAUUGGCGUCAGCAGCAACAACAGUACCUCUGUCACACCAACAGCAGUCAGCAGCGUCUUCACUGCCUUCACCAGGUAUUGCAGCUGUCACUGCAAUUCCUCCACCAUUACCCCCGAAGCCACCGUCCGCGGCUAUUAAGUUUCAGUCCCAGUCACCUUCAAGUUAUUCACCUGCCUCCUCCACACCCCCUGUCACUCAGGUGAACACACAGUCACCUUCAAGUUAUUCACCUGCCUCCUCCACACCCCCUGUCACUCAGGUGAACACACAGUCACCUUCAAGUUAUUCACCUGCCUCCUCCACACCCCCUGUCACUCAGGUGAACACACAGUCACCUUCAAGUUAUUCACCUACCUCCUCCACACCCCCCGUCACUCAGGUGAAUACACAGUCACCUGUGUCCACUCAGUCGUCCUCUGCCCCAGUUAGAAUACCAACUGUUCCAUCACAACCAAUGCCACAGUCAGGGCCCUCGACAACAUGUACUGACGUAGGCCUUCGCUCCAUGGUAUCCAAAGUGCCUUCACAGCCCCAGCAGAGCUUGGGAGAGAGCCCACAGGAGAGGGGACGGGGCAGGGGGAGAGGGCGAGCAUUGGGCCGGGGGCGAGGUGACAGAGGUGGUUGUAAUGAAAGCAGUAGUUCCUGGGGCAGGUCAGACUCCAAGGGUAACCAGCAGUUCCAGGAACUGUCACCCUCCACAUCACCCAACACUCGAAAUUCUGACUCGCCAGCUCCUCGACCGAAACGAGGUGGUUCUUGGCGUAACUGGCCAGGGGCAAUCUCUCGGUCUCUCAGUCCUCGACCCUUGCCACAACCUCCGUAUGUAGAUGAGGAUGGGUUUACUCUGGUUCAGAGGCGGAACAAGCCAGGUAAACCCCCGCCCAACCUCGCGAACACUGGGCCAAACAGUCCCACUCGCGGGGGAUACGCUGAUACAAAAUACGUGAUUGAAGGUGACUUUGUGCUGGAAGAGGAGUUUCCAGUCAUUAAGAACCCCGCGUACCCCACAGGAAGCCACCUGCCGGGAGGAACACAACUCCCGUCGAUACACAAGCGACCUGUCUCUCAGGAGGCAGGAAACCAAAAGCGAGCCUCGAGCAACGGCAGCCCGAACGACAACCUUUCCCCACGAGGAAAGGAUGGAAAACACAUAGCAGUUAUCUCAAAGAGCGAGUCUGGGAAAGUCAGUGCUCACGAUCAGAGAAGCACCACUUUGUCGCCUGCCCAACCCGUAGUGACACAAUGCAGCAAAGAAAUCGUGGGUGACUUAGGUAAAGGUGCAAAGUUCAAAAGUGAACAUACGAAGGACAAAUUCAGUGUCAGAAGCAAGGAACCUGCUUCACCAAACGAAGCUCUUUGUGCUGUCUGUGAUGGUAUGUAUGAAAACGUUAAGUUGAAGGAUUCCAACUCCAGUAAUAACAUUGAUGUUGUUAAGAACAAUAAUGUAACAAAUCGAGUCGACUUGCUGCAGAAGAAUGAACUAGAUGCCGGUGAGGCGGACACAGUCAAAGUUGACACCCUCAAGGUGGACAAAGUCAAGAAUGACACUGUCAAGGUGGACAUCUUCCAGGCAGACACCUGUAAGAUGGACACAUGCGAAAAACUGAGAGAGACACAGGUGGAACAUCUUAAUCAAGAAACACUUGUGGAUAUUCCAGCAAGCAGCACUCCUACGGAUGUGACACCUGUUAAGCAAGAAACACAAACAUCAGAUACCAAAACUAUCAGCUUAAAAUCAGUCGAGGUCACGGACGAGACUUCGACUCAAAUCCUAGAAUCGAAAUCUAAAAAAAUAAAAAAGAAGAACCGCAAGUCUAGUAAAUCUGAAGGUCGAGAUGCGAGCGAAUCCUCGACUAUAAAGGAACGAAUCAUGAAGGCAACACCAAGGAUCAAAGUAAAUGAGGAGACACGUGGAAGCACGAUGAAACAACCAGCAAUCGUUGGAAGCACCAAGGAAGGAGAGAGUACAUUAGGAAAUUCUCAGGAAGCAGCAGCUGCAGCAGUGGCGUCUGAUAAUUUCUACAUAGAUGAUGAGACUGAAGAAGGGGAAUAUGUCUUUAUCCAUAUACGGAAAAAACUGCAAGACGUGACAACAGAUAAUGAUCAACUCAACAUGAGAACAGAGAAGAUAGACCCAGAAGCCUCUGAAGACUCGCCCUUGAAGCUCUCUGAGGUGAAGCAAGAUAUAGAUGGUAGUCAAGAGGAGACAAACCAACGAGGCUCCAUUUUAAGUGGUAAUGAAGAUGACAGGAGCCACCAGAAACUGAAGAGAAGAAGAUGGAGACGAAGAACUAUAAACUCAGAGAGGAAUAAAGACGAUCAUACUGAUAAAAAUUACAAGUUGAUGAGUGAAGAACAGUUGACGCCCAGCAAAGAUAAUGAGAAGUCAACUGAGCGAAUACAGAAGGAAAGUGGCAAGACGGAUGGAAGGAAACACCAAGUGAAAGAGAAUAAUGAAUACAUUGUUGACGACAGGGAAAACCACACAGAAACACAACAGUAUGAAGAGCAAAGGAACAUCGACUUCGAGGACAACCGCAAUAUAAAGAUGACAUCAGAGGGCAUCCUUGACGUCACAGGUGAAGGCAGUCACCCAUGCGAAAAACACCGACAAAAUGAGACAAAACAGAAAGAAAAGCUAAUCACGAAGUCAGAUUCUGUCGAGGAAGAUACGUCAGCAUCGAGCAAUGAUGAGCUCACAGUAUUAAUGAGCCUCAUAGCAGAUAAAAAGAGCAAGCUCCUGACCCUCCAGAAGCAAUUAGUGAACGUGGUGCCCCCAGAGAAACAACUUGAAGUCAACACUGAAAGACAGCCUGGAGAGGAAGACCAGGAUAGUGAUAAGGAGGUUCCCAGUAGAGUGCAAGACUCUGUGGAUACCCGGAGGUUGAGUCCUGAUGGCGCUGAAGAAGGGAGGUUGUGGGUAUUCGAAGCACCAGCUUCCCCAGUCACCUCCAUACACACCCUCCUCAACAGGAAGGUAUCCAGCAGGGGUAACCGGGAGACAGGUGGUGCUGGGGCCGCUACUGUCAGCCUCGAAAAUGAGACAGGGACGGGAAGGAAUGAAGAGAGAUACAGAAAAAUAAACAGGAGUAGAGAUGAGUCACAUCAUGGAGAUGAUGGAAGGGAAGGAGAUGGAGUCAGAGAAGAAACAGUAAGAAACGAAAUAGAAAACGGAAGGAUGGUGACAGAAAAUAAACACAGCAGCCAGCAAUUCCAAUCAGGUGAGCGUGAAAUUAGUACGGACUGUAAACAAAGACAGACUGGUGUUGAGAAACUAGACGCAGGAGGGAAGACAAACAAGGAAGAGGUAGAAAGACAAAUUUUCACUGAAGGAGAAGAAGGGCAAGGAAAACAAGAAGAGGUAGGUAAAGGGGGAGAGAAAGAAGAAAGACCUAAUUUGGACCACGAAGAACUACGAUUAAGGAAAGAAGAAAAGAGAGAAAGAAAGAGGAGACGACGUGAGGAGAAAGAGAGGCUGAAACUGAUGCAAGCAUACAAUGACCAGGAUCAAAAUAAACCUCAGGAAUCAAGGGAGGAAACAGAGGAAAUGAGAGAGAGCAGGAGGAGGAGGAGGAGGAGAGAGGAACGUGAGAUUGAGGAAUUAGAACGUCAGAAAUUUGAAAGAAAACGCAGAAAUGAGACUGUGUGUGUGGAGACGGCGCCAGAAGUGUCCAAGUUGCUGGUCGAGGCGGAGCUUACUGAAGACACUGCUUCCAACCUUCCUGCUGCAAGUGACGCUGCUGCUGCUUCCAACCUUCCUGCUGCAGGAAUUACAAUAGCAGGAGCUCCGGAGUCCACUGAAAACACUGCUGACUUUGAUUUAUACAGUGGCUUUAAUCCACUUGUUCUGGAGAGACUCAGAAAAGUUAGCGAAUUAUUGGAGUUACGAAAAAAUCGUCAGUCCCUGCAGGAGGAAGUGGAUGAGGCCUCCAAUGUAGCGAGUCGGGAGGAUCAGUCCCAGAAAUGUGAAGAUCAUAAGAGUGAGAGAGAGAAUAAACCAAGUUCCAAUAACAGCAUUAAUAAAGUGGAAGAGAGAGAGACAGUGAGGAGAAGGCGACGCCGGGAAGAUGAAAGCAAUAAGGAACAUGAAUUGCCAGGAGAGUCGAGUGAUGUGCAAGGAUUCUAUAUGCUCAAGACCUUUGAAGAGCUUGUCGCUGAGAGGAGAAAGAGAAGAAGCAAGCGUCUCGAAGAAUCAGAAAAGCAUGAAUCACAAGCAGAGGAGAAGCCAGUACCAUCGAGGAGAACCCGCCAGGUGGAACAUUGUAGUGGAGAUAAAGAUUCCCAGGUGAAAGAGACUGGUGAAACCAUUACGGCAAGAAGACGCAGAAGACUUACUGAAGACAGCAGCCAGACGCGGGACUCGCAGUCCAAGGAUGUCAAUAGUAAGGAUUACGAGGAGAUAUUCGCCCGAAGGAGACAACUUAGAAGUCGUAGGCUUGAGGGAGACAGUAGCCAGGUGGAUGAAGACCGACCAGUAGUCUCUCACACACAGGAAGAGCAAACACUCGGUCACAACCGCGAGGCCGACAAGCAAUACCAAGAAAUUUUCGAAAGACGACGACGCAUACGGAGACAGAGGUAUGCGGAGAUGCGCAUGUCUGAUGAAAACCUGCAGCACAGCGGUUCCUCACCUCGAGAAGACGCACGCACAUCCCCAUCUUGUGAAGUAUCCACCAGCAGUAGAAUAAUUCUGCGUGAAGCUGAGAAUGAAAAUUCAAGUGUAAGUAUAGCGGCUAAAGAAGCAAUUAGGAACGUGGUGCCCCCAGAGAAACAACUUGAAGUCAACACUGAAAGACAGCCUGGAGAGGAAGACCAGGAUAGUGAUAAGGAGGUUCCCAGUAGAGUGCAAGACUCUGUGGAUACCCGGAGGUUGAGUCCUGAUGGCGCUGAAGAAGGGAGGUUGUGGGUAUUCGAAGCACCAGCUUCCCAGUACCUCCAUACACACCUCACAACGGGAAAGGGUAUCCAGCAGGCGAAAAUUAGCACGGACUGUAAAAAAAGACAGACUGGUGUUGAGAAAUUAGACGCAGGAGGGAAGACAAACAAGGAAGAGGUAGAAAGACAAAUUUUCACUGAAGGAGAAGAAGGGCAAGGAAAACAAGAAGAGGUAGGUAAAGGGGGAGAGAAAGAAGAAAGACCUAAUUAUAAAUUAAACUGUCUCUCAGAUUCACAAAAGUUGGACCACGAAGAACUACGAUUAAGGAAAGAAGAAAAGAGAGAAAGAAAGAGGAGACGACGUGAGGAGAAAGAGAGGCUGAAACUGAUGCAAGCAUACAAUGACCAGGAUCAAAAUAAACUCAGGGAAUCAAGGGAGGAAACAGAGGAAAUGAGAGAGAGCAGGAGGAGGAGGAGGAGGAGAGAGGAACGUGAGAUUGAGGAAUUAGAACGUCAGAAAUUUGAAAGAAAACGCAGAAAUGAGACUGUGUGUGUGGAGACGGCGCCAGAAGUGUCCAAGUUGCUGGUCGAGGCGGUCGAAACUCCGUCAGGAAUUACAAUAGCAGGAGCUCCGGAGUCCACUGAAAACACUGCUGACUUUGAUUUAUACAGUGGCUUUAAUCCACUUGUUCUGGAGAGACUCAGAAAAGUUAGCGAAUUAUUGGAGUUACGAAAAAAUCGUCAGUCCCUGCAGGAGGAAGUGGAUGAGGCCUCCAAUGUAGCGAGUCGGGAGGAUCAGUCCCAGAAAUGUGAAGAUCAUAAGAGUGGUGAGAUCAUGGAAGUUUCUCACACGGGUCCCAUGAAAGAUCAGGAAACGUAUCUUGAAGAUAAAUAUAAUUAUGGUUACCGUACACGAGAGAGAGAGAAUAAACCAAGUUCCAAUAACAGCAUUAAUAAAGUGGAAGAGAGAGAGACAGUGAGGAGAAGGCGACGCCGGGAAGAUGAAAGCAAUAAGGAACAUGAAUUGCCAGGAGAGUCGAGUGGUGUGCAAGGAUUCUAUAUGCUCAAGACCUUUGAAGAGCUUGUCGCUGAGAGGAGAAAGAGAAGAAGCAAGCGUCUCGAAGAAUCAGAAAAGCAUGAAUCACAAGCAGAGGAGAAGCCAGUACCAUCGAGGAAAACCCGCCAGGUGGAACAUUGUAGUGGAGAUAAAGAUUCCCAGGUGAAAGAGACUGAAACCAUUACGGCAAGAAGACGCAGAAGACUUACUGAAGACAGCAGCCAGACGCGGGACUCGCAGUCCGAGGAUGUCAAUAGUAAGGGUUACGAGGAGAUAUUCGCCCGAAGGAGACAACUUAGAAGUCGUAGGCUUGAGGGAGACAGUAGCCAGGUGGAUGAAGACCGACCAGUAGUCUCUCACACACAGGAAGAGCAAACACUCGGUCACAACCGCGAGGCCGACAAGCAAUACCAAGAAAUUUUCGAAAGACGACGACGCAUACGGAGACAGAGGUAUGCGGAGAUGCGCAUGUCUGAUGAAAACCUGCAGCACAGCGGUUCCUCACCUCGAGAAGACGCACGCACAUCCCCAUCUUGUGAAGUAUCCACCAGCAGUAGAGUGAGCAAUACUGAUGGUGUUUAUACCCAGCAAACACUCGCUCAACAGCACAGUGUGACCUGCCUGCAACCUAGCACCGUUGAGGCCACCAGGACGCCUGUACAUAGUGAUAGUGAUGAUAGUGAUAGUGAUGAUAGUGAAGCAAGCUUGUCAGGACAUACACACAACGCCAAGUGUGACGACAAACUCUUAAACGAGCAGAACCACCUUGAAAACCAGGAUGACUCGUCAUUACCUUCUGGGUCACGAACAUGCAAAAUGUCGACGCAGUUGAUGAAAUUCUUACUGGCCGAUGCCCGAGAUGUUAAAGACACUGGACCGUCUCCUUACGAGGGAGACUCGAACUUGAUUCUCGCGAUACAGAGGCAUGGUCCUAGCCACGUUCGCGCCAGAGCUCGAAAUCGACUCUCGCUCGAUCUGGACCUUGCGGGGCCGCAUGAAGCCGUGGUGGCUAAGGAACACACGAGGCCGCAAGUGACUUACCGUCGCACUGCAAGCGACAUCGCCGCACUUAACCAAAAUCGACGCUCGCUCAAUCUGGACUUCCUGACUCACGAGGGUCAGCACCCUCGGGUUUGUAGUCGCCGGACAGUGCAUUUCGGAAACCUACCUGACUCUCCCGAAGCUGCCCGCAGAUAUCUGCAGCAGCAGGAGGAGCAGCAAAAGCAAGUUCGACGCCGCUGUCGACCUCCUGACCGCCGUGAAGACACCCCCAGCGAUGCUGAUGGCUCUGGUGGGGAUCACGCUGGGGUCUCCCCCCGCUUGCUACGCCUCCUUGAUAUUAAACCCAAGGAUUAUGCCGAAGCACAAAGGCUGAAGAAGAUGCUAAAGCGGGCAGUGAACCGGCCAGACACCACCUUCGAAGACCUGAAAGUGUACCGCUUGGCCAUGAAGAAGUUAAGACGCAUCAUUCGCCAGGAGCAAGAAAUGGAAAUCCUUCGUCAGGCAGAAGAAGAGAGGCAGGAACAGUUCCAGAGCUUUAUUGACAAGCUGAGUACACCCACAUACAGCAGUGGGAGGUAUGGCAGCAGCAGCAGCAGCAACACUGCUGGUGUACCCACAGUAUCAUAUAGAGCAGCACUCACCAGGGACCUCUCAGCAUCUCAGGAACGCCUGCCAACCGGAUACUCCUCAGAUGUCAACAAAACCGGCUAUAGUUCUGGCACAGGAGGUGGGAGCUACAGGUCUGGCUACACUGCCGACACCACUGCUUCCAAGGGGUCAUCAUCACCGUCGGCAGUGGGGACACUCUCUUCUAAGUUUGAUGAGUCGAAGCCUUCCUCCCCCAGUACCAGGAUAAGGCCAACUUCCUUGGCUACGACCACCAGCAACAAUUCCUCAAGCACCACCAACACUGCAGCAGCAGCUCCAUCCUCCAGCAUCUACAACAACAACCUCUCUACCCCCACCAGUCUUCCUCCCAGUAGGCUCUCCCGAGACUCUUCCCGCUCAGAAAGUGGUGGGAGGUCACCUGGAGGCACAGCUUACACUUCUCGACUGACAAGCAGUACGAACUUCGAUCGAUCGGGCUACAAUUCGGAUGCUAAGUCGGGCUAUGGCUCCGAACUCAACAGGUCCGGGUAUGGGUCUGGAUAUGGCUCUGGGUCUGGCAACUAUACGAGUCGAUAUAGUUAUAGCCGUAGCAACAGCUAUAUGAAGGACACCGAACCCAACAGUACCACAGGAAACUAUAGACCAACAUAUAGCAGAGAAAACAGCUUUUUGGGCAGUGAUACAGGAAGUGGAUCUGGUUGGCGCAGUCGUGUUUAUGGUAAUUCCGCUGAAACCACCACAUCCACCAGGGCUAGGACACGUGACCUCAACAAUUUGUCAGAGAAUGUCCCAGUUUCCAGUUUGAGCCAUGAUAUUAACACUUCUAAGGAGGUUGAGACAGCUAAACCAGUAUGCAAAGAUACUAUCAAUAAGCUGACCAAAGAUGAGGGUAAGAGCGCAGAACCUCCAUCUCCAAAUGCUGUGAGAGUUUUUCCUGUCCUCACUCCCAAUGACAACUUGAAGAACAAAGCUCCAGCAGAUUUCAGCUCUGCGGCUGAAAGCUCUGAUGAAGAAGACCAAAAGGUUAAUGAUAGACUUGAUACAGAUAAGACAAAAGAUUCCACAACUACUUAUUCUAAAUCGACUACCACCUCUACCUUAACUACCACCUCUUCUCCCAGCACAACUUCCAGAGCCUUCAGGCAUUUAGCAGCUGUGCCAGCCUUACCCAGCAAGCCAACAACAUCAGUGACCAGUGGUCUAGCUGCACCACCACCCUUCAAGCUAUCAACAAGAUUUUCCACAUCCACAACAGACAGUUUACCUGCCUCUUCCACUACUUCUAAAUGGCUGAGAGACAAGGAAGAAGCCCCAGUAACAACAGCAGUCACCAGAGUCACUACCACAGCAACCACAACAGUCACCUCAGCCACUACCACAGCAACCACAACAGUCACCUCAGCCACUACCACAGCAACCACAUGCUCUCGAGGCAACUUAAGUGUGGGUGAUGGCAGUCUCAAAUCCACUUCGCCACUCCCGCCCCGUUCCCCCGUCCUUGGUGCUAACAAGACUUCUGCUGCCUUGCCAGCUUCUGAAAGGAAAGGUGAUUUGGGUAUAGCUAACAAAGACUGUAGGAAAUCUGUCUUGAAUAUGGACAUCAAGCCAAAUGAUACAGAUGUCAUGAGGAGACAGCAAGAGGAGAAGAGGGAGGAAUUGAGAAGAUUAAGAAGACAAAGAGGAAAUGAAGAUGAUAGUAAAAGCAGUCACAGGCCUCCAACUGGAAGUAUUAGAACCAGACCAGGUCCUAAAGUGGAAGAAGUUGGUCGACAGCGAUCACGAGGGUCUGGAUCGGACCUCUCUAAAACAUCAUCACAGACCAAAGUUGUGGAGGAGGACGAAUCGAGUAGUGAUGAGGAAGACAAACGUGAUGACAAGGUUCCAUUGGAAAAGACAUUGUCCAAAACAAAGGUGGUGGAGAGGAGACAUUCCAAGGGAAUGGUGGAUGCCAUGAGGCGUAGUGGAUCUAUGCGUCACUUUCGCCAGUCUCCCCAGGCCAGCAAGACAUCCACAUCAAACUCAUCUUCCUCAGACAGUGAGGAAGAAGUUCCUGUUGUUACUGUUGUUCUUAAGUGUAGAAGGCGGCAGACCACCAGGGAUGAGGCUCUUGGGUCAUCGGGAGAGAACCAGAGCCGUCCUUCGUCCCGCACUUCACCACGGGUGAUUAAGAGGGGUUCCUCAGACAAUGUGUUGGAGAGUAAUCGCUCCUGCAACAAUUCUUCAUCCAAUUUAGUUGGCCGCAGGUCACGGAACAGCUCACAGGCUACAGUGGAGUCUACCUCACGCAACAGCUCUUCUUCGAACCUGGCUAAAUCCCUCUCAGGAAACAACUCCCGUUCUGGUAUGGGGGAGAUAGAAAAAUCCAGGAGCAGCUCUAGGUCCAGCAUUCUAGGAGAAAAGAAAUUAUCACUUGGACCUGACAUAGACAUUGGUGAGAGCAGUAGGAGUGGCUCCUCCAGUAAAAUUGGUGUUAAGAAAACUUUGAGCAACCACAGUUCCAGUAAUCUUUCAAAAACAAAAUCUAGUGACAAAUUUAGAACAUCUAGUAGCAGCAUAAAACAAUUUAAAGACAAGAAUGCAGGUGAUCGGUCCAUCUCUAGUGACUCUGAGUCCUCCAGCACUUCAGAUGACUCCAGUGAAAGUGCAGGUGAGGAAGGUCAUUUCUUCUCCCUCACUAAGUCCCGGUCCAUGAAGAAAUCUAGAUCCUCACUCAGCAAGUUCCCUGUUAACCUCAGUGAAGAGAAACCAAAGCUGGAGGAACUGGGAACUAGAACUAGUCCAGAUGGUAAGGAGCAUGUCUCCAGAACUAACUCAGACACGAAUUUGCAGGUGACAUCACCAUGUGAUAAUGUAGACGAGGAUGGUGAUGAAGAAUUGAAGCCAUUCUCCUGGCCGGUUGACAGUUCUGCCUCAAAAACAGACCUCACAGAACUGUACAAGAAAUGUGACAAGUUGGCAGCAUCCAAUAAAUCAGUUUCUGAGUUGGGUACUUUUGAGUGGCCCAGCGAGAGCCCACCACUCUCUAGAGCACCUCGCUACCAGAACAUCGAAAAUGAUACUCCUACACAGACAGGUGCCAGUAGGAGCAGCUCCAAGGGAAAUAUUGAAAAGAGUAGCUCCCUUGAGCCAUUUGAAUGGCAGUCAGGAAGUCCAGAACUUCCAAGGAAGAAGCUGGAUGAUACUGCAGACUCAGCCAGUGAGCUAGCUACAUUUGAGUGGCCGUCUGGUAGUCCUGUCUUGCACAUUAAUAAAAAGGUUGAACAGGAGGAGCAAGAUACUUUCACUUGGCCUUCUGGGAGUCCAGAAUUGUACAUUAGUAAGAAGAUAAACCAAGGUGAGCAAAAUACACAGGAAGAAAAAAAUGGCUUCAUAUGGCCAGAGAACAGCCCAGAGCUCCCCAGGAAAACAGUUUACCACAAUGCCUACGAAAGCGAGACAGAGACAGAGUUGGCAUGGUCAGACGAAAAUGGCGAUGCCUCCAAGUCUCACAUGCCACAAGUGGCUGAAGAGACAGAGGAGGAGUACAACUUCGAGUGGCCCAGCAGUCCGGAGUUGUCUCGCAAGAAGCCAUCAGCAUAUGGAUAUUCUGACCCCUAUGACACUCAAGUUGAAACAGAGGGAUUUGAAUGGCCCAGCAGUCCAGAGAUGCCUAGAAUGAAAAACCCCAACUUCAUCAGCUUCACAGAAGAUAUUGACAACCUCUUGAGUAAUGGCAUGGAGGAUAACUUUGACAAGAUGGAGGAGGUGAUGGGUUACUCUCCUCCUCCAGAAGAGGAGGCAAAGGUAAACAGUGAGUCAAGUAUCCAGGAUGGUAAAGUCGAAGAGGAGGAGAAAAUGGAAGACGAAAAUGAAGAGAAUGCCGAAGAAAAGAAGAAAUCCCUAAGAGAACGAGCAAGACGAAAUCUGUCUCUGUUCAUUGGUAAAUUGACCAACAUCGAUGAGAUUUUGGGAACAGUCCUACAGCCUCUCUCCUCUGCUGCCACUUCCAUCGUCAACACCACACCAAAGUCCGAGGAUGAUGACACAAGUUUGAAGGAGGUGGCAGCAAGUGAAGUUAAGGUGCAUGACGCUAAAGCCAAUCGAGCGCAAAUCCAUCAUAACCUGGAGGAGUACGACGCAUCUGCAGUCAUAGUGAGAGAGAAGGAGAAGAGGGAGGCUCUGCGUGCAGAGAUCAUCACUGCCGUCAAGGCUGGGGUGAGUACCCAACCCAGUGUUUACACUAAUAAUGUCACUUCUGCCUCCUAG